Messenger RNA from Pteropus alecto (black flying fox), 4874 nucleotides. RefSeq names its product macrophage stimulating 1 receptor (gene MST1R). The coding region runs from base 247 to 4551 and encodes 1434 amino acids. The transcript is spliced from 19 exons. Gene Ontology annotation, cellular component: signaling receptor complex; membrane. The record is from RefSeq and is a predicted model, not a curated record. NCBI's taxonomy places the organism in Eukaryota, Metazoa, Chordata, Mammalia, Chiroptera, Pteropodidae. Gene Ontology annotation, biological process: positive regulation of kinase activity; protein phosphorylation; nervous system development. Gene Ontology annotation, molecular function: ATP binding; protein binding; transmembrane receptor protein tyrosine kinase activity.
UGGGACGGCAGGUGAGGCGGCCUCCCUAGUCCCUGUGUGUGUGUGUGUGUGUGUGUGUGUAUCCGCCCGCGCCAGGUGCUCCGAUCCGAGGGCAGGGGAGGAGGGUGGGCAUCACAGGAACCCUGGGCUGGGGUCCGCUGCCCGAGGGCUCUCCAGACCGGUGCUGGAUGCUGGUCUCUGCUCUGAGUCUGCCCCUGGCCAGCUCCUGGCCUGCGGAAAUCUCCACCGGGCCCCAUUUGGGCCUCGAUGGAGCUCUUCCUGCCGCCUUCGCAGCCGUCUCUGUUGCUGCUAUCGCUGUUGCUGCUGCUACCCGCGGUGCCCGCGGUGUCCGGGUUGCCCGUGGUGGGCGGGUCCUGGCAGUGCCCGCGCACCCCCUACUCUGCCUCCCGCAACUUUGACGUGAAGUACGUGGUGCCCAGCUUCUCCGCCGGCGGGCCGGUACAGGCCCUUUUGACCUACGAAGGCGGAGAGGAAGGAAGUGCUGUGUUCGUGGCCACGCGCAAUCGCCUGCAUGUGCUUGGGCCUGGCCUACAGCCUGUCGAGAGCCUGGCUACCGGCCCUGCUGGGGACCCUGACUGUCAGACGUGCGCGGCCUGUGGCCCGGACCCCCACAGUGCAGCAGGGGACACAGAUGCAAAGGUGCUGGUGCUGGAGCCGGCACUGCCCGCACUGGUCAGCUGCGGCUCCAGCCUGCAUGGCCGCUGCUUCCUGCAUGAACUGGAGCUUGACGGAACCACCCUGCACCUGGCUCCGCCAGCCUGCCUCUUCUCUGCCCGCCACAAUCGGCCUGAGGAUUGCCCCGACUGUGUGGCCAGCCCUCUGGGCACCCUCGUGACCGUGGUCGAGCGGGGCCAUGCCUCCUACUUCUACGUGGCAUCCUCACUGGACGCGGAGGUGGCCGCCAGCUUCAGCCCACACUCGGUGUCUAUCCGGCGCCUCAAAGCCGAUGCCUCAGGAUUCGCUCCAGGUUUUGCAGCUCUGUCAGUGCUACCUGCGCACCUCGCUUCCUACCGCAUCGAAUACGUGUACAGCUUCCACGCAGGAGCCUUUGUCUAUUUCCUGACCGUGCAGCCAGCCAGCGUGGCAGCUGCUCCUGGAGCCUUACACACGCGCCUGGCCCGGCUCAGCACGGGCGAGACCAGCCUGGGCAGCUACCGCGAGCUGGUCCUCGACUGCCGUUUUGCGCCUAAACGCCGGCGACGCGGGACCUCUGAGGGCGGGCAUCCUUACCCGGUGCUGCGGGCGGCCCACACGGCUAUGGUGGGCGGCCGACUUGCCGCUGAACUGAGCAUCACCGAAGGCCAGGAAGUGCUAUUUGGGGUCUUUGCGACUAGCAGAGACAGCAACCCUGGUGUGAGUCCCAGCUCUGUCGUCUGUGCCUUCCCCAUUGACCUGCUGGACACUCUCAUUGAGCGGGGUGUGGAAAGCUGUUGUGAGCCUCCGGUCCACCCGGGUCUCCGGCGAGGCCUCGACUUCUUCCAGUCGCCCAGUUUGUGCCCCAACCCGCCUGGCCUCGAGGCCCCCAGCCCCAACAACAGCUGCCGCCACUUCCCUCUGCUGGUCAGCAGAAGCCUCUCACGUGUGGACCUGUUCAAUGGGCUGUUAGGACAAGUGCAGGUCACUGCGCUGUAUGUGACGCACCUCAACAAUGUUACGGUGGCCCACAUGGGCACGACUGAUGGGCGCAUCUUACAGGUGGAGCUGGCCAGGUCUCUCAACUACUUGCUGUAUGUAUCCAACUUCUCACUGAGCAGCAAUGGGCAGCCCAUGCAACGGGAUGUCAGUCGCCUUGGGGACCACCUGUUCUUUGCCUCUGGGGACCAGGUCUUCCAGGUACCUAUCCAGGGCCCUGGCUGCCACCACUUCCUCACCUGUGGGCGAUGUCUGCGGGCACAGCGUUUCAUGGGCUGUGGCUGGUGUGGGGGCAUGUGUGGCCGGCAGAAGGAGUGUCCUGGCUCUUGGCAACAGGACCAUUGCCCACCCGAGCUUACUGAGUUCCAUCCCCACAAUGGACCCCUAAGGGGCAGCACUAAGCUGACCCUGUGCGGCUCUAACUUCUACCUACACCCUGCGGGUCUGGUGCCUGAAGGCACCCAUCAGAUCACCGUGGGCCAAAGUCCCUGCCGACUGCUGCCCAAGGACAGUUUAAACCGCAGCCCACUUUCCUGGAAAGGCUUUGUAGAGGAGCUUGAAUGUGAGCUGGAGCCCGUGGGCACACAGGCAGCCGGGCCUGCUAACAUCAGCCUCAACGUGACUGACAUGCCACCGGGCAAGCACUUCCGGGUAGAUGGCACCUCCAUGAUACAAGGCUUCUCUUUCAUGGAGCCAGUGCUGAAGGAAGUACAACCCCUCUUUGGCCCACGGGCAGGGGGCACCCGUCUCACCCUGAAGGGCAAGGGCCUGUCUAUAGGUACCAGCCGGGCUGUACUGGUCAAUGGGACUGAGUGCCCACUGGAAUGGAUCAGCGAUGAAGAGCUUUUAUGUGCUACACCUCCCAGCACUGCCUUGGCCAGCAUUCCCAUUCGCCUGCAGGUGGGGGGCGCCGAGGUGCCUGGCUCCUGGACCUUUAACUACCUAGAAGAUCCCGUCGUGCUGGGCAUCAGUCCUAAUUGUGGCUACGCCGGCUCCCAUGUCACCGUCCGUGGCCGACAUCUGACUUCAGUGUGGCACCUAGUGCUGUCAUUCUAUGACGGACUUGAGGCAGUAGAAAACAGGUGUGAGGGGCAGCUCCCGGAGCAGCAUUGGUGCCGCCUGCCCGAAUAUGUGGUCCGAAGCCCCCAGGGGUGGGAGACAGGGAGCCUGAGUGCCCGGGGGGAUGGAGCCGCUGGCUUCACACUUCCUGGCUUUCGCUUCCUGCCCCCACCCCAUCCACCCAGCACAGACCUGGCCCCACUGAAGCCCGAGGAGCAUGUCAUUAAGUUCCAGUACAUUGGGCUAGGAGCUGUGGCUGAUUGUGUGGGUGUGAACGUGACUGUGGGUGGUGAGAGCUGCAAGCACGAGCUCCGGGGGGAUGUGGUCAUCUGCCCCCUGCCCGCCUCCCUGCAACUGGACAAGGAUGGCGCCCCACUGCAGGUGUGUGUAGAUGGUGAAUGUCACAUCCUGGGCAGAGUGGUGCGGCCAGACCCAGAAGGGAUCCCACAGGGGAUGCUCCUAGGUGUCCUGCUGGCCCUGCUCCUGCUUGUGGCUACACUGGCCACCGCAUUGGUCUUCAAUUACCGGCGGAGGAGGCAGCUAGUCCUUUCUCUGAACCUGGAUGACCCAGCCUCCUUGGACCAAACCACUAGAGCCACACCUCUGCCUGUGUUCCAUUCAGGCUCUGACUACAGAAAUGGCCUUGGUGAGAUGGCAGAGGUGCUGGAAGCUGGGGCCAUAUCCUCUGCCCGAGAAGACCCUCACUCCCUCUCCUCCACAGCAGCCCCUGCUGUGGAUGGUCUGUGUUCCACCACUUGGGUCCACAGAGCAUCCUUUUCAGACAGCAGGGAUGGGUCCUGUAUCCCACUGCUGCAGACAAAGUCCAUCCAGCUGGGAGUCCUGGACUCUGCACUCCUGGCUGAGGUCAAGGAUGUGCUGAUUCCCCAUGAGCGAGUAGUCACCCACAGUGACCGAGUCAUUGGCAAAGGCCACUUUGGAGUUGUCUACCACGGAGAAUACACAAACGAGGCCCAGAAUCGGAUCCACUGUGCCAUCAAGUCGCUGAGUCGCAUCACAGAGCUGCAGGAGGUGGAGGCCUUCCUGCGUGAGGGGCUGAUCAUGCGCGGCCUGCACCACCCAAACGUGCUGGCUCUCAUCGGUAUUGUGCUGCCACCCGAAGGGCUGCCCUGGGUGCUGCUGCCCUAUAUGCGCCACGGAGACCUGCUCCAGUUCAUCCGCUCACCCCAGCGGAACCCCACAGUGAAGGACCUCAUCAGCUUCGGCCUGCAGGUAGCCCGUGGCAUGGAGUACCUAGCAGAACAGAAGUUUGUGCACCGGGACCUGGCUGCUCGGAACUGCAUGCUGGAUGAGUCAUUCACAGUCAAAGUGGCUGACUUCGGCCUGGCCCGUGGCGUCUUGGACAAGGAAUACUACAGCGUUCAACAGCACCGCCAUGCUCGCCUGCCUGUCAAAUGGAUGGCCCUGGAGAGCCUGCAGACCUACAAAUUCACCACCAAGUCUGAUGUGUGGUCGUUUGGUGUGCUGCUAUGGGAGCUGCUGACCCGGGGUGCCCCACCAUAUCCCCACAUUGACCCUUUUGACCUCACUCAGUUCCUGGCCCAGGGUCGCCGCCUGCCCCAGCCUGAGUAUUGCCCUGAUUCUCUGUACAAAGUGAUGCAGUGCUGCUGGGCAGCGGACCCUGCGGCACGACCCACCUUUGGAGCACUAGCAGGAGAAGUAGAGCAGCUGGCGGCAGCUCUGCGUGGGGACCACUACGUGCAGCUGCCUGCAGCCUACGUGAACCUGGGCCUUGGCAUCUCGGAAGAGGCAAAUGUGCCGCUAGAACAGUCACCGUCCACACCUGUGCACCGGCGCACUGCGCGGCCCCGGCCCCUCUCAGAGCCAACACUACCCACGUGACUUCAGCCUUAGGUGGGCCCUGAGGGGCCGGACCUCCAUAGCCCCUCCGGGGGGUUAAUUCCACGCUGCCUCUGGGCCACGCCAAGGGAGGGGGUGGCCUGAGCUGCCCCCUGCCACAUCCCUGCUCCUUAACAUUCAGGAGCUAUAGAAGAGAAGCAGGGCACAUUGGCCCCUCACUGCACAGAGGGUGCCAGUGAGGGUGAUCCUGGAUGCAGCGAGUACUUAUGGAGCGCCAGCUGUGUGCCUGGCACACUGGGCAUCAGGGACUCAACGGUGACCAGACAAUGACCCAUGAACCAGUAAAUUAAACAAAUAACUCUUUA